This is a messenger RNA of Aspergillus mulundensis, 1068 nucleotides long. RefSeq lists its product as uncharacterized. The transcript has a single exon. The coding region runs from base 1 to 1068 and encodes 355 amino acids. NCBI's taxonomy places the organism in Eukaryota, Fungi, Ascomycota, Eurotiomycetes, Eurotiales, Aspergillaceae. The record is from RefSeq and is a predicted model, not a curated record.
AUGGAAGGUGAGGGCUUGAGUUCCUACCCAGUCUUGAUGGGCGUAUCCCCGGAUCCAGACUCGGACAUGGCCUCUUUUCAGCACUUGGAAUCAGUUGACACGAACGAGGAUUCGUUCGACGCAGCAGAUGACUCCCAAGAGUCGGACGAUUCUUUUCAUCAGCCGUACACUAUAAGCCCAGCCAUCGUUGCAUACCCGAGCCAGCAGUGCCGCCAUGAUAACUGCUCUCAUAGUACCGUGACUCGCCAGUGGAGGAUUGAUCAGUACGAAACCUGCAAUAACUGCGGCAGAAGGCCCUUCUUGAGAUGGUUCUACCUGUGUACUGAGGACUCCACCGACUAUGCAGCAUCCACCGAUCGUAACGGUUCACUCCUGAGCGAAUCGAUAACGGACGCAAUCCUCGACGGCGAAUAUACCGACAAGCAGAGAGACAAACUGUGGCAACAGAAGCUGGAGGUUCUGGAGCUGUGCGAAAUGGAGAGAACUCUAUCUAUGUCUGGAAGCAGUUACGACCCUAGCCAGGGCACUGCACAGCAGUACGAGUUCCAUAAGUUCGAAACGCACCAGAGCAGACUCAGCGCAGACGUGCAUUCUCGCCCCGGCCGCUGCCAGUACAGGGCCUGCUACCACUGCGACCGCAAGCUUCAAGAGCGAACCUGGGUUAGUCUCAAUGAGGUCUGCAACAAUCCCGACGUCACGCCUCCGAGUGCCUGGGACUUGUGGGAGACACCUGUGUCGGACGUGAACUUGGUCAGGAACCUUGGUUUACGCGCUCCUUACCCUCCUGCCCCGCCGCCUCAUUUCACGCAGUACUCAUACCGUGCUUUUCACCGUCGUCGUAUAAGACGAACUUCACAUCUUGCGGGGUACGAGUCUUCUCUCAACAUGGGCGCUCUGAGCAACUUGUCAACGAUUGAGGAGAUAACUGAGGAGGUCGAGACCUUGAGCACUGAGAUUCGCAAAAGGGGCUAUGAUGUCUCCGAUGAUGAAGGGCACGUCCCGUUCAACGAGUCUGACGAAGAAGAACUUGAGUUCUCGGUCAACAGCCACCACGUUGGAGAAGAGUAA